AUGCUGAUGAUGUUGGUAGAGGAGCAGUCUACAACCAAGCACAGAUUGGAGACCCCACAGGAUGCCUUCCGAAAUCUUGAAGAGAAUGAGGACCCCCUUUUAGAGCUCUUACAGAAUCAAAGCAGCCCUGAAGCAAGCCAGGCGACCAGUCCAGAUAGACCACAACAAGACACUGUCACUAGAACCAGGAAACCAAGGAUUAAGUGGCCCAAGGCUUCAGACAAGACAUCAUGGACCCAACUGGACGAGGACCUAGUUAACAUCCUCGAAGCAUCCAUGCAAGGACCAGUAGACCCGAAGCUGUCCACCCUCACAACCUUGAUUUAUUCAGUAGGCAAGGAGAGGUUUGGACUAGAAGAGGAGAGAGUGCGAAAGGAACCUCGAAGACCAAACAGGCGGCAAGUCCGCAUCCAGAACUUGAGACGUGAACUCAAGCAGCUGAGACGAAGGUACUGUGCUAGUUCACUCACAGAGAGUAUUGGACUUACACAGCUCCGAGAUACAGUUCGGUCACAGCUGACAUCAUUACGGAAAGCCGAAAACAGAAGAAAGACACGGGAACGGGCAAAGAAGAGGGCAGCCUUCACAGCCAACCCAUACAAGUUCGGCAGAUCUCUUCUCGACAAAGAAAGGUCAGGAAAGUUGGAAACUCCACUAGAGAAAGUAGAGAACUACCUUCAUGUGACCCAUUCUGACCCCAAUCGAGAGGACGUGCUAGGAGACUGCGACCGAAUAGAUCCAGCGAAGGAACCCGAAAAACAGCUGAAUGCGACGGAACCAACGCUAGGCGAGGUGAAGGAAGCUGUGAAAAAGGCCAGAGCUGCCUCAACGCCAGGACCCAAUGCCAUCCCGUACAAAGUGUACAAGAUGUGCCCACUACUUCUCAAGCGUCUAUGGAGGCUUCUCAAAGUAGUCUGGAGGAAGGGGGAUGUAUCAGAGGCUUGGAAAGAGGCAGAGGGGAUAUUUACACCAAAGGAACGCAAUUCCAAGACGGUCAACCAGUUCCGAACGAUCUCCACUUCGGUCAAGAAGGGAGGAGUGCCCGGUUUCUCCGGCUGUAUAGAGCACACCAGUGCUAUCACACACCUAAUAAGUGAGGCAAAGAAAGGGAGGAAAGAUCUCACUGUAGUUUUGCUCGACUUGACCAACGCAUACGGGUCCAUUCCACACCAGCUCGUCUAUACAGCGCUCCGACACUACCAUGUGGACGGCCACAUACAGAAAAUCAUCACCAGUUACCUUGAUGGAAUCAAGCUCCGGUUUACUGUUGGUGACCAGCUAACCAGAUGGCAGAGGUUGGUGAAAGGAAUCGUUACUGGCUGCACAGUUUCCGUGGUGCUCUUCAUCAUGGGGAUGAACCUGCUGAAAAAUGCUGCCCAACGAGAGACACGUGGACUAAAGUCAGGAAUCUAUCUCCCAUCUAGCAGAGGCUUCAUGGAUGAACUCACAUUGACGACUACAACACAUGUCCAAGCUAGAUGGAUGUUGACAGCCCUGACGGAUGUCGCUUCAUGGGGAAGAAUGAAGUUCAAAGCAGCAAAAUCCAGAUCUCUCGUCAUAAAUAAAGGACAGGCAACAGAGAGGUUCAAACUCUACGUACAGAACGAAGAGGUUUAUUCCAUAGUUACAAGUCCAAUUAAAUGCCUGUGCAAGUGGUUUGAUUCAAGCCUACAAGAUCGCGACAAUGUCAAGAAGUUAGAGCAACAGGUAGAGGAGGGUCUCAAGAAGAUAGACCGCUGCGGACUAUCUGGCAAGUUCAAAGCUUGGCUCUACCAGCACGCACUGCUCCCAAGACUAAUCUGGCCGUUGAUGCUUUACGAGGUACCCAGCACAACAGUGGAAGCCCUGGAGAGAACCACUAGUCGACACCUCAGGAAGUGGCUAGGAGUUCCACCCAGCUUUACCAGUAUUGGACUCUACGGGAAGAGCAACAAGUUACAGCUCCCGCUAUCUUCACUGGUAGAAGAGUUCAAGACAGCAAAAGCAAGACUUGUGUUGACCUUGAGGGACUCUCCGGAUGAGCUCAUCCGGGAGGCAGGGAUCCAAACCCGAACGAGCAGGAAAUGGUCAGCGACAGAGUCUGUGAGCCAGGCAGAGAACGCGCUCAAGCACAAAGACAUUGUCGGACUGACUGCUGUUGGACGUGAAGGAAUUUGUGCGAGAAAGGUGGUACUGUUAAGCCGAUCAGACCAGAAAGAGAGGCGUGCGAUGAUCCAGCCUGAGGUCAGGAGAGCAGAAGAAAAUGCCAGACAAGCAAGGGUUGUAGAAAUGGGAGCGCAGGGAGCAUGGACCACAUGGAAAACCGCAGACCAGGAAGUUGACCUAGGGAGACAUCUGGAAGGAAGAUAUAGAUGGAGGCAUGACUUGGUCCUCAGAGAGUUGGCUGACUGGCUAGAGAAGGAACGAAAGAAGGGACGUGUUAAUUACCCCCGCCAUGGGCACAUCGCUUUCGUCAAAUCGAGUGAGACCAUGAAGACACAGAAACCAACAAAAGCAUCAGUUCUUGAUGGCACGAGAGACUGGAAGAUGGAAAUCGACCUUGGUAGUAGGUUUGUUUUCCCAAACGUGGUUCAGACGACCCUACGACCAGAUAUUGUACUGCGGUCAGAGACAGGAAAGAAGCUCGUCACCAUAGAGCUGACAGUACCAUGGGAGGCAAGAUGUGAAGAGGCCUACGAGCGAAAGAAGGCAAAGUUCACAUAA
Molecule: messenger RNA, 2703 nt
Organism: Dreissena polymorpha
Lineage: Eukaryota; Metazoa; Mollusca; Bivalvia; Myida; Dreissenidae
Exons: 4
Coding region: 1-2703 (900 amino acids)
Source: RefSeq, a predicted model, not a curated record